Messenger RNA from Populus euphratica (Euphrates poplar), 1171 nucleotides. Its product is annotated as probable 2-oxoglutarate-dependent dioxygenase AOP1. The record is from RefSeq and is a predicted model, not a curated record. NCBI's taxonomy places the organism in Eukaryota, Viridiplantae, Streptophyta, Magnoliopsida, Malpighiales, Salicaceae. Bases 49 to 1143 code for a protein of 364 amino acids. The transcript has 4 exons.
CCACACAUGGAAUAGUGGAAACAAAGGGCAAGCAAGGACUAGGAAGCAAUGAUGGGUGCCCAGAUCACUUCUUCAAAAGUUGAACCCAAUUUUUGGACAUACUCGAACUACUUCUCUUAUUUAAUGAGAUAUACCUCUCUAGCUAGGACUACUUGUACUACAGCAAACAACAGCAUAGAGAGAGUGAGAGAGAGAGAUAUGACUGUAUCUAAGGUCGAAAUCCCAUUUCUUGAUUUCUCUGAAGAAGCUUUGACAGGCUUAGAAGUUAAGAGUGAGAAGUGGAAAGAAUUGUGCAACCAAGUUAGAGAGGCAUGUGAGGCUCAUGGGGUCUUCUUUUUGGUUUAUGAUAAGAUCCCUAGUAGCUUACGUGAAGAAAUGUUUGGUGCCAUGAAGGCACUGUUUGAUCUUCCUGAGGAGACUAAGAACAGGCACGUUAAUCCUAAGCCAUAUCGAAGUUACUUAGGGAAGUGUCCUGUAGUUCCUUUUCAUGAGAGCUUCGGCGUUGAUGAUGCUCCAACUCUUGAUGCUUCUCAAGCUUUUACCAACCUUAUGUGGCCUGAAGGGAACCCAAGUUUCUGCGAGACAAUCCAUAGCAUGAGCUCAAAGAUGCAAGAAUUGAAUUUUCUGGUGAUGAAGAUGAUUUAUGAAAGUUUUGGCAUCGAAAAGCUCUAUGACUCUUUCCUUGAGGAAACCACCAGUAUACUUAAGGUGAUGAAGUAUAAAGUUCCUCCAAGUGAUACUGAGUCAGCCAUUGGUCUAGUGGCUCACACAGACAAAAAUGCUAUCACCAUUUUAUGCCAAAAUGAAGUUCAGGGUCUUGAGGUUCAAGCCAAGAAUGGAGAUUGGGCUCAAGUCAUGGUUCCUGAAAAUGCUUUCACAGCUAUUGUUGGUGAUACUGUCAAGGCAUGGAGCAAUGGGAGGCUUCAUGCAGCAAGGCAUAGGGUGGUGAUUAGCGGGGACAGAGACAGGUAUUCUUGUGGGCUGUUUUCAACUCCGAAGGAGGAAGCAGUGAUCGAGGUGCCAAAUGAACUUGUGGACAAAGAGCAUCCUCUUCAAUACAGGCCGUUUAAUUUUUCAGAUUAUCUCUCAUACUUUGUUUCCAAAUUAAGUGAUGAUGCACUGGAGAUAUAUGCUGGCAUCUGAAGACGUUGUUGGGUUAUAUAUAUAUAUA